This is a messenger RNA of Mizuhopecten yessoensis (Yesso scallop), 3223 nucleotides long. Its product is annotated as amidase-like. Gene Ontology annotation, molecular function: catalytic activity. The transcript is spliced from 11 exons. NCBI's taxonomy places the organism in Eukaryota, Metazoa, Mollusca, Bivalvia, Pectinida, Pectinidae. Bases 102 to 1646 code for a protein of 514 amino acids. The record is from RefSeq and is a predicted model, not a curated record.
GCGUAAAACCUCCGAUAGCAUCCAAUGUAAACUUACUAUAUAGUGGAGUAUGCCUGAUCGCGUCAGACUUGUUACACACUUGUAUUCCCUGCAGUGUGAUAAUGGCCGACCACAAGCAACAGCCAGCUGGACUCCUGAAGAAUCCCGCCAUACUACUACCGUCUAAAAAUGAGCUGACUCAGAUAUCGGAUGAUCUCCGCCUGAAGUGCAGUGAAGCGGAGAUAGAUCUUUUCCAUGAGUACUUCAAAGGUACUGUUGAUGUUUAUCAGAGGAUCAAUGAAAUCCCAGAACCACAUCUUCCGGUCAAGUACCCAAGGACAUCAGGUCACAGGGAAACGACGGAUAGUUCUUGGUAUUGGCGAUGUGAUAUUAAGGGUGCAGACACUGGAAAGUUGGCCGGUAAAACUAUAGGGGUCAAGGACAAUGUGGCCAUCGCAGGAAUCCCAAUGAUGAACGGCAACAAGCACCUGGAGGGAUACACCCCGGAGUUCGAUGCGACAAUCAUCACGAGGAUUCUUGAUGCUGGAGGACGAAUCAUGGGUAAGACGGCAUGUGAAGACCUCUGUCUAUCUGGAAACUCAUGGACUAAUUCGCUUGGACCAGUUCCGAACCCCUACUGUCCAACUCGGAGUGCUGGGGGUUCUAGCUGCGGCUCAGCCUCCCUGGUUGCCAGAGGGGAGAUAGACAUGGCGAUUGGCGGUGACCAAGGUGGAUCUGUCCGCAUUCCAUCCAGCUGGUGUGGGACGGUGGGGCACAAGCCGACGUUCGGACUAGUGCCGUACACAGGGGCAGUGCCUAUUGAGAUGACAGUUGACCACCUGGGACCAAUGACGCGCACAGUGGCGGAUUGUGCUUUACUUUUAGAGGUGUUGGCUGGGUAUGAUAACGGGACGGACCCUCGACAACAUCCGGGCAUCGAAGUUCCCCCCUACUCCAGCCUGCUGUCGAAAGGUGUGUCUGGUAAGCGAGUGGGCAUCGUGACGGAGGGGUUUGACGGGGUGGAUGUCGGUGUGUCCACCUGUGUCAGGGAGGCAGCACUGAGACUCAGGGAGGCCGGGGCUGUGGUAGAGGAGGUGUCCAUACCACUACAUGCCGACGGUCUCGCAAUAUGGACUCCAGUUUGUUUCGAAGGAGCAUACAACAUGAUGAUUAAAGGAAAUGGAAAUGGAAUGAACUGGAAGGGUCAUUACUGCACUUCCAUGCAAGAGGCUCUAGCACGGGGUUACAACCUCCGUCCGCAUGACUUCAGCAUGCCUUGUAAGCUGUUGGCGGUUUUCAGCGAGUACAUGGUCAGGAACUACCAGAACAAGUUUUAUGCAAAAGCUCAGAACCUUACCCGUCUGCUCACCCAGGCAUACGACCAGGCACUCAGGAAUUACGACGUUCUGGUAAUGCCAACACUUCCCUGUACUGCCAUGGAACUUCCCACAACCGAAACAUCUAUAUCAGAAACCCUCCGCCUCACAUUCGGAAUGAUAAAAAACACCGCACCAUUCGAUUCUACUGGACAUCCAGCCCUGAGUAUAAAUGCCGGAACUUUGGAGGGACUUCCGGUCGGAAUGAUGUUCAUCGGCCGACACUUCGAUGACGCCACAGUUCUGCAAAUGGCGUAUGCUUUUGAACAAAUAAGGGAUAACAGUGUCUAAACAUCAAACAUUGUAAACAUGGACUCACUUUGGCCUAUUAACUCACAUUUCUUUUAUUUUUUAUUUUUCAAUAUCUAAUAAAGGGAAUCCCUGAAUCGCUACCUAUAUCAUAAGGUGAAUUAUAUGAUUAUAUAUUAUAAUUACAUGUAUUAUGCACUGUGUGUGCUGGUUGUUAGACGUCGAAUUCAAUAAUUGAUUUGUUUGUUUGUGUUUGUGUUGACAUUUGAAUCAAUCUUUCAACAACAUACAACAUGUAACUCAAAAUCGCACUGUUACUCUAUUUUGUUUGACUUACAAGAAGCGGUAUUUUGGUCAAAUGCAUUUUGCGAUAUAUUUGUAAAUAUGUGCGUUUCUUCACAAAAUGGGCUUAUUUAACAUCAAACUGACAAGUUAUACUCUUUCGGUAACUGAUAAAACACAUUCGGCAUGUAUCGUUAUCAAAUUUUGCAGAAAACUAUCAAUUUUCACAAUUCCAAACAAUUAAGUGACUGUCUUUUCACCUUAAACUUCAGUUGAAGCAUGUUGCAGUGUAGUUGAAACAUAAACAUAUCACAAACCAUAAGGGUGACUUUGGCAAACGAACGUUCGCCUCAGGUAAAUACCUCAUAUUAAAAAACGUAUGUGCUUUCAGUAGCCAACUUGUCAGACAUGCAUGGUUGUAUUCAUUUGUUAUACAUAGUAAAUGGUUGUUGGCAGUCUCAGUUAAUACGAAGCUAUUUAUUAUGCAUACAGUUAUAAUGCAAACAUACACGUGUGGCUACUUGCCAUUUUAUAUAUUUAUUGUUUUGACCAUUAGCCAUGUCUGAAAAACAGGACCCAGUUGUUCAAAAGGGGAUUAGCUUAAUCAGUGAUUAGAGAAAAUUUUAAUUUUUGAGUAACUUUAAAACACAACCAUUGAAUUAGUUACAACUUUCUGGAUAUCAAAUGUUUAGUAAAGUGAGUUUACAUGCAUUUUUUUUAGGUUUUACCUUGAAUAUUGACGAAAUUAUUAAAUGUUGAAAAAUGUCGUUAAACAGUGAUUUAGCUCACCACCUUUUGAACAACUGGGCCCAGAUCAUUAUUACUAAUUCACUUAAAUAAUUUGCUAAUCUCAGUAAUUUCUCGGUUACCAUCACCAUUUGCCACCAACCAUUUUCUAGGUUUCAUGUUAUUAUACAAUAGUCAUAUGUAUAUAGCCAUUUAUAAUAAUUAAAUAUAAUAAACUAACUAUGAAGCUUUGUCUCUUCUAAUGUUUCAUAUCGUAGAUAUACACCUCCUAUUACAAUUGUACAAGGAGGUACAAAGCAUGGCAAAGCCUGGGGGUUUUACCAAAUUUGAAAACCCCUCGGGUGGAAUUUCCAUAUCCUACACCCCUAGGCGUGAAAGAGUCUUAUACUUUUAUGUCAAACAUGAGGGACAUGAAGCGAGUCACUGAAACGUAAAAAGUAGGUCAAUUUCAGCAUCCACAACAUGCUUACACCAACCCAGAUACGGAACUAGAGCUGUAAGCCAAAUGCUAACUAAUACCCUGCUCCUUUAUAAACCAGAACUGUAAGCUAAAGGCUUACUAAGGUAAAGCAUUGCAAAGCAAUCCAGUC